Miscanthus lutarioriparius is the source of this 240-nucleotide messenger RNA. The record is from the annotation of a GenBank genome assembly. Lineage: Eukaryota; Viridiplantae; Streptophyta; Magnoliopsida; Poales; Poaceae.
AUGGCUGCGUACGCGGUGAUCGCGGUGGAGGCGGCGGCGCAGCUGGUGACCCUGCUGGCGCCUCUGCUCGUCGUGGCGCUCGUCGCCGCGGUGAUCGCGUCGGCGUGGGCGGAUGGGGGCAUGCGCGGGGCCGAGGCGCAGGUGGACGCGCAGGCCGGGGAGUGGGCGCGCUACGUGUUCGGCGCGGAGGCCGCCGCGCCGCGCCCACUCCCGGUGGCGUCCCAAGGGGAGCACGGCUGA